AUGUAAUACCCUAAUUAUUUUUUCAAACCUUCUAAUGAUGUUUAUAUAAAGAGAAAAUAAGCAGCAAUGAAAAUGAAUUUCGGAAAGAAUAGUAAUUUAAAUUAGGUGAUUAUAUAGUUUGGGCUGCUAUUUCAAUAGCAUUCUCAUGUUACUAUCUUUUUGGUUUGUAUAGAGAUUGGUUAAUUGAAUUACCUUUUUGGUAGAAAUGGAGAUAAGAGAAAAUUACUGCUAAGGAAUCAUACGAGUUUGUAAUUUAAGGAUUUCAUCCAAUAAGAAAGACUUUAAUAUAAUAGUUUAGUUAGUUUUGA
Paramecium pentaurelia is the source of this 308-nucleotide messenger RNA. Lineage: Eukaryota; Ciliophora; Oligohymenophorea; Peniculida; Parameciidae. The record is from the annotation of a GenBank genome assembly.